CUAGAUUUGGAAGAUGCAUUGCCUUCAUCUGCUUUGGAGGAGAUUUCAGAAGAUGAAGCUCUUCAGAUCACAGCUAAGCCACCACUACCUUUUGAAUCUUCCACUCUUCAAGAUUAUGUUGAUAGUUCAGAAACUCUGCAGAAGUUGGUGCUUCUGGGAGUUGAUUUAUCCAAAGCGGAAAAACGUCCAGGUGCAGGCCAGCUUCUUCUCAAAUUAGACUUUGAAAAAGAUAUUAGAAAAAUCCUUCUGUUUCUUAAGGAUGUUGGUGUAGAAGAUAAACAGCUUGGGGCAUUCCUCACUAAAAAUCCUUACAUUCUCAAAGAAGAUGUGGAAAAUCUAGAGACAAGGGUAGCUUACUUAAUAUCAAAAAAAUUCAGCAAGGAAGCAAUUGCACGAAUGGUUUCAGGAGCUCCAUAUUUACUUCUGUUUUCUGUAGAAAGACUGGAUAAUAGGUUAGGUUUCUUCCAGAAAGAACUUGGACUAAACGUACAAAAGACCAGAGAUCUAGUGACUUGUCUUCCAAGAUUACUGACAGGCAGUCUUGAAAUUAUUAAAGAAAAUCUAAAGGUAUAUGAGCUUGAACUUGGUUUUACUCAGAAUGAAAUUCGGCACAUUAUACACAGAAUCCCCAAGAAUUUAGGUGUAAAUAAAAAGAAACUAACAACGACAUUUGACUAUUUACACAAUGUAAUGGGUAUUCCACACAGUCUCAUUGUUCAUUUUCCUCAGGUUUUUAAUUCAAAACUGUUACGAAUUAAAGAGAGACAUAUGUUUCUUACAUUCCUGGGGAGAGCACAAUAUGAUCCAAAGGAGCCAAACUAUAUCUCUUUGGAGAAAUUGGUAUCUUUGCCUGAUGAUGUGUUUUGUGCAGACGUUGCCAAAGCUGAAGUUCAGGACUUUGAAAAGUUUUUGAAAACAUUGUAAAGUCAGACAUUAACCUUUAGAACGCUGUGUUGUAAAGUAAAUCUUGUGAUUAUGUAUGAAAUUAAUACAUUGAAUAAAAAAAUUACUGUAAUUCUA
Messenger RNA from Sceloporus undulatus (fence lizard), 1020 nucleotides. RefSeq names its product mitochondrial transcription termination factor 3 (gene MTERF3). Gene Ontology annotation, molecular function: double-stranded DNA binding. The record is from RefSeq and is a predicted model, not a curated record. Gene Ontology annotation, cellular component: mitochondrion. The transcript has 6 exons. The annotation marks the transcript as partial. NCBI's taxonomy places the organism in Eukaryota, Metazoa, Chordata, Lepidosauria, Squamata, Phrynosomatidae. Gene Ontology annotation, biological process: mitochondrial ribosome assembly; regulation of DNA-templated transcription.